CACAUAUAACACCUGUGAAUUCAUUUUGUUGAUACAAAAAAGAACAAAUUACCUUUCGAUAAUAUUUUUUGAAUAUUUUACAUAAAGAAAGAAAACUUGUCAGUUUUGUCUAUUUUAAAGCAAAACGAUACGAUCCCCUUUUAAUAGCAAAACCAUACUCACGAAAGAUAAAAAGGUUUUUAUCACAAUUUUAAAUGAUUAGAAGGUUAUUUUCAACAGUAGUUGAUCCCCAAUUACAAAGUUCCACAACAACAUUAGAUUUAUUCAAUGCAAAGUCAUCAACAUUAAUAUUUCCACCUGGAUUGGAAAGCUUAACAUGGUUACUAUCGUAUUCACCAUGUUUCCCUGUAAAUGGGGAUCAGAUAAAAAUUAUAUCGGAGCCAAAUGUAUUUUAUGAUACUAUAAUUGAAAAAUCUGCUUUAGCAAAACGUAGAAUAGUUUUGGCUAGUUUGUACAUGGGAACUGGACAUUUGGAGAAGGCUUUUGUUCAAACAAUACACCAAAAUUUAAGUAAAAAUCAAAAUCUUAAAGUAAAUGUGUUAUUGGAUUUUACCCGUGGAACUCGCGGCGAACAAAAUUCGAAAUCAAUGCUUUUGCCAUUAAUACAACAGUUUGAUAGAAAUUUUUGCUUGUCUAUGUAUCAUACUCCAGUACUUAGAGGAAUAACCAAAAAACUAGCACCACCAAGAUGGAAUGAACUUUUAGGUUUACAGCAUAUGAAAAUUUAUUUAUUUGAUAACUCAGUUCUAAUAAGUGGAGCAAAUUUAUCUAAUGAUUAUUUUACAAAUAGGCAAGAUCGUUAUAUUUUAAUAGAAGAUAAGCGCUUAGCAGAUUUUUAUGAGAAGCUAGUGAAUAAGGUUCAAGAAUUUAGUUUAUUAGUUCAAAAGAAUUCUGAAGAAACGUUGCAUAGUAAUUGGAAAUGGUUACCUUAUGAAGGACAAAAAUAUGAUUUUGUUAAUGAGGCUAAGAAGAGAGUUUGCGAAUUAAUGGACGAGAUAUUCGUGCAACAACACAACGAAUAUGAAAGUCGACUAGAUGCAGACACAUGGAUUUUUCCUUUGAUCGAAAUGGGUCAGUUAGGAAUUCACCACGAUAGUAUAGUUACCAAAAAACUAUUUUCUUCGUCAGUUCCGGGAUCUUUGUUUAAACUUGCCACUGGCUAUUUCAAUUUAACUGAUGAAUACAUGAAUACUAUUCAAAAUGAUUGUUUUGCACAAUGCAGUAUUUUAAUGGCACAUCCUAACGCCAACGGUUUCCAAGGCGCAAAAGGUCCUGCGGGUGGUAUACCCGCGGCAUAUUCGUUAAUAGCAAAAAAAUUUUACGAAAGUUUACUCAACGCACAACAAGCACAUCGUGUAAAUUUUUUUGAAUAUCAAAAAGAUAGUUGGACUUAUCACGCAAAGGGUUUGUGGUAUUAUCUGCCGAACUCCAAUUAUCCAAAUCUUACUUUAAUUGGGUCUUCAAAUUUUGGAGAAAGAUCAGUCAAUCGUGAUUUAGAAUCACAAGUUUGUGUUGUUACUUUAAAUAAGUCCUUACAAAAGCGUUUACAAUUAGAGGUUGAUAACUUAUAUAAAUUGGGAUCAACAGCUGAAAGCGAAAUAUCUAGUCGUCCAGUUCCAAAAUGGGUUCAAGCAGUAGUGAAGCUGUUCAGAAAUUUCUUUUAAUUCAAAAAUUUCACCUUACGCUUAAUUAAUUAUAGUUAGUUAAAUUUGUUUUUUGAAUAAUUUUUAUAAAAUAUUCGCUAUUGAUGUUUGAUAUUAUUUAAAAGUUUUAAUCUAGAAUUUUUUGAAACUACUCCAUGUUAUAAAAUGGUAAUUAUGUCAAAUAAAAUACAAGACAGUUAGAA
Messenger RNA from Condylostylus longicornis, 1846 nucleotides. RefSeq names its product CDP-diacylglycerol--glycerol-3-phosphate 3-phosphatidyltransferase, mitochondrial (gene PGS1). The transcript has 4 exons. Gene Ontology annotation, cellular component: mitochondrion. Gene Ontology annotation, molecular function: CDP-diacylglycerol-glycerol-3-phosphate 3-phosphatidyltransferase activity. Gene Ontology annotation, biological process: cardiolipin biosynthetic process. The coding region runs from base 195 to 1664 and encodes 489 amino acids. NCBI's taxonomy places the organism in Eukaryota, Metazoa, Arthropoda, Insecta, Diptera, Dolichopodidae. The record is from RefSeq and is a predicted model, not a curated record.